AUGGCCACACAAGAGCGUAAACUCCCCUUUGGGAAGAUCGAGCCCAAUUCCAUGAAAUACUUCCUCAGCUGUGGCCUCGGUGGUAUCAUUGACCAAUGCAUGGGAUUGUCAACUCCCAUCGCUCACCUACUUCUUCCAGGACCAACACAUACCGCUGUGACCCCUCUGGAUCUGGUCAAGUGCCGUCGUCAAGUCGACCCCAAGAUCUAUAGCUCCAAUAUCUCUGCAUGGCGCUCCAUCUUUGCCAAAGAAGGCUUGCGCGGUGUCUUCUUCGGAUGGUCGCCCACCUUCAUCGGCUACUCCUUCCAGGGUGCCGGAAAAUACGGUCUCUACGAAUACUUCAAACAUCUCUACGGCGAUACCAUGUUCCCCGAGACCAAUCGCACCCUGGUCUUCCUCGGUGCCUCGGCCUCAGCCGAGUUCUUUGCCGAUAUGGCACUCUGCCCCCUUGAAUCGAUCAAAGUCCGCAUGCAGACCACCUUGCCGCCCUACGCAAAUAACCUUCGCGAGGGUUGGAGUCGAGUUGUGGCCAAGGAGGGCAUUAGCAGCCUCUACAAGGGACUGUACCCAUUGUGGGCACGUCAGAUCCCAUAUACCAUGACCAAGUUCGCCACCUUUGAGGAGACGGUCAAUCAGAUCUAUCGCUAUCUGGGCAAGCCCAAGGAGAGCUAUGGACAGUUGACCCAGACGGGUGUGAGCUUCCUGGGUGGUUACAUUGCGGGGAUCUUUUGCGCCAUCGUCAGCCAUCCCGCUGAUGUCAUGGUUAGCAAGCUGAAUGCCGAUCGCAAGCCGGGCGAGGGUGCCAUGAAAGCUGUCUCGCGCAUCUACGGCAACAUCGGCUUCUCCGGACUGUGGAACGGACUCCCCGUGCGUAUCGUGAUGCUGGGAACCUUGACUGGCUGCCAAUGGUUGAUCUAUGACUCGUUCAAGGUCUUCCUCGGCCUUCCCACCACCGGUGGACACUAA
This is a messenger RNA of Penicillium diatomitis, 966 nucleotides long. RefSeq names its product putative mitochondrial phosphate transporter Pic2. Gene Ontology annotation, biological process: mitochondrial phosphate ion transmembrane transport. The transcript is spliced from 4 exons. Gene Ontology annotation, cellular component: mitochondrial inner membrane. NCBI's taxonomy places the organism in Eukaryota, Fungi, Ascomycota, Eurotiomycetes, Eurotiales, Aspergillaceae. Gene Ontology annotation, molecular function: phosphate transmembrane transporter activity. The record is from RefSeq and is a predicted model, not a curated record. The coding region runs from base 1 to 966 and encodes 321 amino acids.